Molecule: messenger RNA, 2331 nt
Organism: Macroventuria anomochaeta
Lineage: Eukaryota; Fungi; Ascomycota; Dothideomycetes; Pleosporales; Didymellaceae
Exons: 4
Coding region: 1-2280 (759 amino acids)
Source: RefSeq, a predicted model, not a curated record
AUGCCGGGUACCAAGAAGAACACGCCGCCCUGCCCUGCCCAAUGGGUUGGAGGUCAACGACGCAAACUGGUCCGCCGAAACCGCGCAAACGGAGGUCCACCACGAUCGAGCACUAUGCCUGUAUUGAAUCCAGACUCAGCGGCCGCCAGCCUGGUGAGCAGUGUCAGUAGUGUGGGCUCGGGUUAUGUGAAAGAGCGACAGUCAGAGGACAGCUACGAUCAACACCAACGCGAGAAACGACAAGAGCCUGAAGGACUCGAAGACAAGAUGCAGUUCUAUCCGCCAAGUGGUGCCGUGAAGUCUGGUGCGCCAUACAUAUUCUUUGCAGACGGUCCAGUCACGUCCUCGCCCAAGCUCACAGCAACCGACAGCAAGAAGAAACAAGGCCUGUUUGGCACUAAGAAGCCCAAGGCCCUCGAUCGACCGAACAGCUCUCCUCACACUCAAGUGGUAACGUCGCCAUUGCCCGUGACCACACCAUCAAAGGCUGCAAAGUUCUUCGGUCUCGAAGCGAAGCCCACGGUCACAGAAAGCCCACGUCGCGCCCAAUUCCAGGAUGAUAGCAUCUCUGACGAUGGGGCUCCGACAGGUGCAGCCCGACAGACUAAGUUCAGAGAAGAAGACGUAGAGCCUGACGAGCCGAAGCCAACGAAGACUGGCAAGACAAGCGCCAACAAAGGGCUCCGCAUGCUCAUUCCAGAAUUCGCAGGCCCAAGGCGCGCGCCGAUACAGCAAACCACAACUGCGAUAACACGAUUUGAUCUUGACGAAGAAGACGAUAAUGUCGGUUAUAGCAGCGACAGCGGCCUCCAGGAAGUACGGUUCCGCAUUCCGGCUGCGCCCCGACCUGUGCUCGCCGUACCGAAGCGUACCCGUGUGCGCAGGAAGAGCCCCAAGGACUUCCAGCGUAUGUCGCCUAUAACAGAGGCCUCAUUUGAGUCACUUCGCCCAGCUUACCGUGAAGGCGAAGACGUGACCGAGCUAGGUGUCAUCUCUGAGUAUGAAUACGAUGAUCCUCCGCACAGGGCCCCAGUGCUGCCUCAAUCUCACACUGAAACGACCUUGCCCCCACAUGAUGCAUUCGAGCUUGACGAAGCAGACCUUUCGCCUACGGACGAAUUCUACGAUGAGGGAGUCACCGACGAAGACGAUAACCUUGUACACCCUGGCACCAAAGUUGACGUGAAGCGAGUGCGUUGGCAAGACUCUACUACUGUGUAUAUCCGCAGCCCUCUGCAAAGUGUCGAAGAUGCUUACCUCGACGCGACUGAAGAAGAGAUGCGACUCGAAGCUCGCACAAUGACACUGGCCAGAGUCGAAGCCGAGAAGCAGGCAAUGGAUGCCGAGAUCGAUGUACUGAGGCGCGAGCAUGAGCGACUCAAGCUCAAUUUCAAGAGCGAUGACAACGCAGAAUGUGUUUGCACGGAACCAGAGCCGACGCCUGGUGAGGACAGUAUCCAAGACGACGAAGACCUGAUAUCGCUCAGCAGCAGCAUUGACCUUGACGAAGACCCUACGGUGCAUGAGGCGCAGGCGAUGACUUUCACCAGGAUCACACCAGGAAUGGUGAAGCUCGUAGACAUUCCACCCAGGAAGAAGACGCCAGUAGCCUACGUCGGCAGCAACAUUCAUGUUCCUGACAAGCUCGCACUUGUCGAACGCGAGAAGAAGAACGCCACCGCUUCUGCUUGUGCUGAGAACAUCCCUCCAGCAAGUCCUACUGUCACUCACUACCACCACGAAGAUCCGGACUGUAGCACAAAGCCCAAGAAGUCGAAGUUGACGCGGAACGAGUCUCGAUUGCUUGUUCAAAAUUGGAUCUCGGACUACAACAGCACUGAACAGCGGCCCAUUUCCACUCGUGUCGACCCAGACGUUCUUGCCGACCAGGAGACCCCGCCAGCACCUUUCCCUAAAAGCGAUGAGGCCCUGCCCACCCCUCCGAUCAAGCCACGCUCCGACUCACUCAAGCUCCCGAAGCAGAUCCAGAAACAUCAAUGCAUCAACAAUGGCCACAUCUUCCACCCUGUCGACCUGAAGGCAAUCCCAGACAAUGCCGUCAUCAACAGCUUGGAAGUUAGGCCCUAUCUGCAGACCUACACCGGUGUCAAGCAGCAUGUGAAGAUUCCUGUGCUCUGCGAGAAGUGCAGCGAAGACUGUGACGAGAACGUUUGGGAGUGUGAGAUCGCUGUGUGCCGCGUAGCUGUUUGCCAGAGCUGCGCCGAGGAUAUGGAGGCGGAGUGGCAGGAGAGGGCUGUCAACGGGUGGAAGUACAAGUGAGCGUGACGACUAUGUUGUGAGUAGCCGUUGAGCCUGGCCUGACUGCUGAAG